Chanos chanos (milkfish) is the source of this 5943-nucleotide messenger RNA. It is a transcript of the gene tdrd6a, whose product is annotated as tudor domain containing 6a. Lineage: Eukaryota; Metazoa; Chordata; Actinopteri; Gonorynchiformes; Chanidae. The coding region runs from base 1 to 5943 and encodes 1980 amino acids. The transcript has 4 exons. The record is from RefSeq and is a predicted model, not a curated record.
AUGUGUUCCAUCCCUGGUCUUCCAUCGCCUGGUUCAGAUGUGUCUGUACAUAUAACCAGAAUACAUUUGAACCCUCUCUGCAUACUGGUGGAGUUUUGGGGCAAUUUUGAUCAAGAUCAGAAGCUUGCAUAUCAGCGAAUGAGAAAGGAGAUACAGUUCCCCAAAGAUGCAUUUCAUGGUUCGGAGGGAAAUCCGGGUGACUUGUGUCUUGUGCGGAUUUAUGAAACUUGGUAUAGGGCACGGAUAGUAUCAAGAAAUGGUUCGCUUUACAGUGUGUUUCUCAUUGAUGAAGGCAGAACCUUGCGUGCUACUACCAACACACUGGCAUGGGGUCAGAGUGACUACUUCCAUCUACCUCCAGAGGUUGAGUUCUGUGUUCUUGCCAAUGUCUUGCCUCUCUCACCAGAGAACAAAUGGUCACCGAUGGCCUUUGAAUUCUUGAAGACCAUUUGUGGUAGAACAGUGAAAGCAUUUGUUCAAGAUGUUUUGGUACCACAUCGAACAUUCCUGCUUGACAUACCUGGCCUGUCCAGGCAGUUGUAUGAAAUGGGACUUGCAAGGACAUUGUCUGUUGAAAGGUUCAAGGAGUUUGUUACAAGAUCAUUGCAGUCCCAAACUGAAUCAGUGGAGGGUGAAAAGAUUUCAUCCUUGAGGAGCGAACCAGCAGAGGUUACUGAACAAAUCGAGAAACAUCAGUGCUACAUGUAUCCAGAGUUACACAAUGAAACUGUGGAAACAGUCAUUGUCACAGAGGUUACAAAUCCAUUCCGGAUCUUCUGUCAGUUGAAAGUUUUUUCUCAAGAGCUUAAGAAACUAACUGAUCAGAUUACUUUCCAUUAUGAAGGAAGACUUGGAAAGAGUUAUUUGAAACCAGAGGUUUUGGGUUCCCCAUGUGCCGCAAGAGGAAGUGAUGGCAAGUGGUAUCGGUCUGUGAUAAAGCAGGUCAUGUCAUCCAGCAGUGUAGUGGAGGUGCUGCAUGUGGACUAUGGGAGGAAGCAGUCAGUCCAAGUGGAAAAUGUCAGACCUUUAGCUUCUGAAUUCUUCAGAAUGCCAGUUGUGACUUAUGUGUGCUCCCUACAUGGAGUGACUGACAGAGGUGUUGGAUGGACAAGAUCGCAGAUUGAUUAUCUGAAGUCCUUGCUUCUCAACAGGACUGUAAUUGCCAAAUUUGAGUAUCAAAGCCUUUCAGAAGGAGUCCACUAUGUCACAUUGUACGGGGAUGGAAAUACAAACAUCAAUAAUCUAUUCAGUCUGAGGCAGAAGUCUUUAGUGAAGUCAGAUGAUUCCCAGGGAGACUAUUUACUUUGCAAGCACGUUGCACCUCAGAAGUGUCAGAACUUGAAGGCUGAUGCAAAAUGCACAAAUCCACUGUCUUCAGGGCAUUUUGAUGAACAGGAACCAUUUUCCAUAGAUAGCAUACCACUGAACUCAUCCCACCUAGCAGUUGUGCAUCAUGUUGAAAGUCCAUCUAAAUUCUGGGUUCAAACACAGCGUUUCACUGCAGAGUUUGAUCAACUAAUGACUGACCUAGCAGAGCUAUAUAGUGAUCUGGACAGUGCUGAGGGAGUAAUCAGGGAUCCAGUGCCUGGUCUCUUAUGUGCGGCUAAAUCACAGGAUGAUGCUUUCUAUAGAGCUGUUAUCCAUGAGGUUUUGGACGAGAAGGCAAAGGUAUACUUUUUUGACUAUGGAAACUCAGAGAUUGUUGAUUGCUUUAGCCUUCGAGUGUUGCCCACCUUGUAUCAAAAAUUACCGGCUCUUGCAUUAAAGUGUACACUGUCAGACAUUAGACCAAAAGGUGAUCGUUGGAGUCAGAGGGCAACAUUAUUAUUUUCAAAAACAGUUGCUGACCGAGUCCUUAAUUUGCAUGUGUGUGACAAGUCUCAGGACACGUAUGUUGUCCGGUUAAGUGAUCCAGCUCUAGAUGGAGAGAAAGAUCUGAGCAAGUUGCUAUGCAGUGCUGGUUUUGCAUAUGCUGAAAAGUUAAGAAAACCUGUGGAUAGUACAGCUUCUAGACCACAGAUAGUGUUUACAGAGCAAGACCCACAAUUGAGACCUGAUGUUUGCGAAACAAAUACUUGGCCUCUCCAAUCCCCUGCUCAUAAUCCUACUGCAACAGAGAGCAAAUCCUCAUUCAAGGAGUACCUGUUUCCAAUUGGAAGUUCAUUGGAGGUCAUUGUGUCUUACAUCGAAAGUCCAAAUGACUUCUGGUGCCAAAUGGCAAAUAAUGCUGGCUGUCUGAAGCUCCUAAUGCAAGACAUCCAAAAUUAUUAUGCUAACAGUGAAUUUCAGCAUCCUUUGGAAGCAGCAUGUGUUGCCCGCCAUCCAGAGAAUGGAUUGUGGUACCGAGCUUUGAUCAUCCAAAAGCACCCAACUCCCGAAGUCGAUGUGCUCUUUGUGGACUAUGGACAGACCAAGAGAGUUGCUGUGCAAGAGAUUCGCAGCAUAAAUCCGGCAUUUCUGAAGUUGAAGGGUCAAGCAUUUCGAUGCAGCCUGUAUAAUCUUAUCCAUCCAGCCUCUACUCUAGAUUGGAGUGCUGAUGCCACAGCACAGUUCCAGGAGUUUGUGGACGUAGCAGCUUCAAUGAAUGUUGUUUUGAAAUGCACCAUUUAUGCAGUCAUGUACGAUGCCCACAAAGUGGUUUUCAAUGUAGUGGAUCUGGAAACCCCUUUCCAAAGUAUCUGUAGUCUUCUUGUCCAGAGAGGGUUGGCCAACCGUGCUCCCCCUAAGAAAGCCCCUCUUCCACCUUUCCGCUUGGACACAUACUACUACUCCACACACAAUAUCAAAACUGGAUCAGAGGAGGAGGUCAGCAUUACCUGUGUGAGAAGUGUCAAUCAAUUCUAUUGUCAUCUUAGAAGAAAUUCCAAAGACAUAAAGAGGCUCUCAGACAAGGUUAACUACCUCUGUCGUCAACUGAAGUUCAUUGAGUGUCCCCAAACUUUUGGAACAGUUUGCUUUGCAAAGUACACAGAUGACCAGUGGUACAGAGGACAGAUUAAGUCAACUAAGCCGUCUAUUGUAGUAAACUUUGUGGAUUACGGAGACAUGCUGGAAAUCGAAAGGUCAGACUUGCUGCCAGUUCCCAUUGAAGCAGGUGAGAUAAUGUCAAUGCCUGUUCAGGCUGUUGAAUGUGGACUCUCUGACAUUCCAGAGGAUGUACAAAGUGAAGUAAACAGCUGGUUUGAGGACUACGUGAUUGACCGCUCCCUUAAAGCGUUGGUAGUGGCCAAAGACCCCAGUGGUAAACUGAUAGUUGAGCUUUAUGAUGGAAAAAGUCAAGUGAAUGCAAAGAUCCGAGAGAGAUUUCGUAUUGAGAUUGAGAGAGAGGAGGUCACAUCCAAGGGAAAGGAUUUCAGGAGUAAGAAAUCAGCAGAUGUGAAGGCUGAAAGGGCACCACAUGUGGAAGUUCAGCCUAGACAUGAAAACCCUACUCUUAGACAUAGGAGAGAGAAUUUGUCUGGACAACAAUGGAGCCAGGGAUACAAGGGAAAACGGAGUGCAUCAGAGCCGUUCAAGACCACAAAGAAACGCAGCAAUGACCAGAGGCAAGUUUCAUCACAGGAUGAGUCGGAGCAUGCUCAGACUCAGAGAAUGUGUUCACAUGUACCUGAGCAGGAGAACUCUAUAGUUGGUACAGACAAUAUGCAAACUCAUUCUAGACUGGGAGACCUUCCAUUAAAAAUCUUAAAACCUGGAAUGGAAGCUGACAUCUUUGUCUCUCAUUGCAAUAGUCCUUGGAGUUUCUUUGUCCAGUUGGCAACAGAUGAAGAUGAAAUCUACUCCCUAGUUGAAAAAUUGAACCAAACCCAGUUAGGUUCCGAGCACAUUGAUCUCAGUAACUUUUGUGAGGGUGACUUACUUAGUGCCAUAUUCCCUGAAGAUAACUCCUGGUAUCGCGCAGUGGUCAGAGAAAGGACUAACAGUGAUACAGUCAAUGUGGAGUUCAUUGAUUUCGGCAACACUGCAGAAGUUUCCGGUUCACAAAUUUGCGGACUAGCAAAAUCUUUCUUGGGUUUUCCCAGGUUUAGUAUUCACUGCUCUCUAAGUGAAGUGGAUGCAAUUAACGGUGAAGACAAGGACACUGUGUCUAUCUUCAAAAAUGAAAUAGCAGAAAAUGCUGCCACACUGAAGUGUCAGUUCAUCAAACAGACUGACACUAAGUGGGAGGUUAAACUUGAGGCCAGUGGUGCAGAGCUUGGACAUAAUUCAGUCUCUGAAGACAAUCGUGCAUUAACAACAAUGGAGCCAGAAAGCCUGUGUGCUGUCCAAGAGUUGCCUGCUGGUGAUACAGUUUGUAGUUUUUACCGAGAGAUGGAGAUGUCAGCUGGACAAACUUUAGAGGUUUAUGCCUCAUCCAUAGUUGGACCUCAGUAUUUUUGGUGUCAGUAUGCAGAAUCAGACAAGCUUCAAAAGAUUUCUGAUGAUGUUCAAAAAGCUGCUGAAAUACAGAAACCCUUGAGUAGACAGUCAUUGUCCCUUGGAAAUGCCUGUAUUGCACUUUUCACAGAGGACAAAUUGUGGUAUCGAGCAAAGGUGAUUUCCAAACAGGGUGAUAUGCUAUCUGUUUUGUUUGUUGAUUAUGGAAAUGAAUCAGAGGUGCAUGACAGUGAAGUAAGGGAACUGCCCACUGAAUUAGCUGAUGUGCCCCCUCAAGCAUUUGCAUGUCAGCUCGAGGGUUUUGACGUCUCAGAAGGGUCCUGGGUUGAUGGUGCUGCAGACCGGUUCUCAGACUCUGUAACUGAUAGACUUAUGAAGCUCACUGUUUUAAGAUUGGGAUGUACUGAAGACAAAGAAAUACCACAUUAUGUGAAAGUGGAAUGUGAUGAGCACGUCGUCAGUGACAUGAUGAAAGACUUUUGGAAGAGUUUCAAUAGUGAGGGAGUAUUUUCUGAACCUACUGAGGGAUCAAGCGAUCUUUCCAAUGAUCCUGCAGUCCUGGUUAGUGAUGUAAAAUGUCCUGAAGAGUCGAUUGAGAUAUCCAUGGAUCAUGAGUUCAGCUCUCAGAUUUCCGAAGCACAGCCCUCAGAACUAGACUAUUUAGAUGCCAACACAGAGGUCCUCAGUGAACAGGUCAUCACAGUUAAGGCUACAGGUGAAGUCGAGAGCUCAGCUGUAGAACAUAAUCUUGUAUGUGGUCAAAGGAACGAUGGAGAAUUUAGGUCUGAAAUGGAAAUAAAAGAGACUGAGGUGGAGGGAGAUGAGUCUUUGCCAGUUAAAACAGAUCUAGAUGGCUUUGAAGUAUAUGUGGAGAGAGGAGAGCCUGAAAAGAACACGAACACAAUUGAAGACUCAGAUUUUGGUACUACUUCCAAUAUCUCUGCUACCAAAGGUCAGUCACUUUCUGAAAUUACAGAAUGUCCAUCAGAGAGCCUACUACAUCUGCUUAGUGAUGUGGUAUGUUUGGUUCAGCCUGUCUCCUCCCAGCCAUUGUCACCUGAGUGUUCUGAUGAAUCAGGUGUCAGCCCGCCUUUCGUGAGCAUUGAUGCCCUACUGAAUGACUCUGAUUCUGCAUUAUACAUUGAUGAAAAACUGGAGCAGAGUUCACAAGAUCAGUCUCACAGUGACCUCUAUGAAGAUGUUUUCGGAGGUGCACUACCAGUAGAGAGUGUGGAGUCAGAGCAAGCUCUUGGUGAAGAAAAAGGAAUUGAUGAUAACCCAGAGGUCAUCAAGUCUGACCAUGGCAACCUGAGGAGGGCGACAAAGAUGUACCCUGUUGGCUCCGAAUGUGUUGUCUGGUCCCAUGCAAACAAAAAUUGGUGCCGAGCAAGGAUUUUAAAGAUCUCCUUGGAUUCUGUCUUGGUGCUUCUCUUGGAGCAUGACUCUGAGAUGGUAGUUGACCCCUUCAGCAUCUUUGAAAUUAUCUCAGAGGAACCAUCACAGGCUAAAAACGACGAGACAGAUGCUGAUGCAGACGGUCGACCUGAGGAGCCAAAAGGUGAAUGA